Molecule: messenger RNA, 1420 nt
Organism: Orbicella faveolata
Lineage: Eukaryota; Metazoa; Cnidaria; Anthozoa; Scleractinia; Merulinidae
Source: RefSeq, a predicted model, not a curated record
GAAGGUUGGACAAUGAUAUUCAAGGCAGUGAGCGGCGUUUCUUCACCAGAAGUGGGUCACUUGUGGAAUUCACCCUUGACACUGUCAGAGAAUGUUAGUAGUGCCCUUGAUAUAACUACAACGCAUCUGGGACACUACAAGAACCGAAUUGUUCUGAACUGGACAACAUUUAAUCCUCAGGAGGUAAACGUAAGGCUAGCUUAUCAAACGGAGCUUGUUCUUGAGCAACAUUGCGGAGUAACCUUUUACAUUCUGUUAUCAGUUUUGGUUCGUUUAGUGUUGUACGAGAAAGGAAAUGAAGUUGUCUCUCUUAAGCUCAAUGCUACUGGCACAAACAGGUUAGACUGGUUUUCGCAGGCAAACCUUAUUUCGUCUCCAUGGAAUGACCUCACUACCGCCGCAAACUUACUGUUUUUUGACAUGAAUGGAGGGUGGAAUCGCUCCUUCGAGAUUACCAAGUCCUAUGGAGGUUGUAAUGCUGAUGUUGGUUGGUUAGUUAUUACCGCUGCUUCUUGCCCUUGGGAAACUCGUGUCGCCAUACCAAGUAUUCAAUACAGCAAGCUGGGAAAUGCUGUAUUUUGGGAGAAUUAUGGCGAUGUUGGUAUCGCUGACGUACUAGCCGUUUUUGCCAGAUGAAGGCACCAAGAAGGCACAUCAUCGGUCAUUAUAUCUUAUCAAGCACUGUAUCAGUUAUUUGUGUGCUGAUGAGGAGUUCUCUUAUAUUGGUCAGACCAACAGACGGAUAACAUGACAAUUGCCCAUUGCCAAGUUAAUUUAAUUAAACCUUUAGUCAAUUAAUAUACUCUUUUUCUAUAUAUUAUAAUAAAAUAUAUUAUAAGGCUGAAAUCUGCGAAAUGUUAAAACCAUUUUAAGAAUAAACUCAGCUGGGAUUUUGAAAAGUAUACAAUGAUUUUUUUUUUAGAAAGACCUUAUUGCAUGUAGUCUUAACGCCAUCAAUGUCAUGAAAGGACAGAUAAUCUGACGUUUCAUCGCUUUGUGUCCCUUUCUUUAACUUAUCUAAGAACUUUCACAAGAAGAAUUUCAGCCUAAAAUCGGCAGAAGAAUAAGAAUAUUCAGCCUGGGCUGAAAAAACAAACAAACAAAUAAACAAACAGACAAACAAACAAACAAAAAUAAAACAAUUGAAUACUUUUACUAAAUAAACAGAGUCUAAAACAUCUAUACUAAAAGGUAUAUGUUACAUUCAUUAUGAGAGCAGCUAUGGUUACUCUUUACCUUUCGAGGUGUCUUACGUACAAGCGAUGCAGCGCAUCCGGUUUAAACUGUAGAUACCUACAACCCGUAUCAAAUUAAAGCUUAUAGAGCUGGCUAUCAAUCUAUACAAAGUAUUUUGAAAUGAAAGGAAUUAUCAUAUUGUUAACGACCUCUAAAAAAAGCGUGUCUGAGACUUGCUAUAUUA